AUGGCAGCCCCAGCCCCUAAAGUCCCCGAAGGCGGCAGUCCCGGCUCCUAUUUCAGCCUGACGAACUCCCGGGUAAUCAGCUGGCUGGGAGCCCAGGCUUCCUUCCAGCAGAGGACCCUGGGAGACCCCUUCGUCUCCGCGAGGAGACAGAUGCUGGAGAAGUACUUCGCCUACCUUGAAGAGUGCCGCGACCUCUACGGCAACAGUCUCCCCAAAGACCUCUACAACGGCAAGGAAUCUCUCCUCAAAGGCCUUGUGCGCAUCUUCGACGUCGAGUUCGUGGCAAAGCAACGCCUGUUCACCGACCAGGAUAAGAACCGAGCUCAGAUUCUCCACUACUGGGCCAGCACCGCGGAAGCCGCUCCCGAAAUCCCUACGCCUGUCGGAUUAUCCAUCGCGAACAGCAGAGCUACUUCCUCUCGCGGUUCUACUUCUACCACGAGCGGCGGAGGCCCGUCUGCUGGAGUCAUCCGAAAGCCUCCUUCCGGCCACCCUAUCUGGGGCGUAAACGGAAUCAUGCACGGAAUCGCCACUACGGGUAAAAACAACACGAUGUGCCUGAACCCCGACUACAAGGAUAAGAAGCGCCGUGCGGACGUGUUUGGCCAUAAUGAUAUUGACGUCGGAAAAUGGUUCCCUUGCCAGCUGUCUGCACUCUUCAACGGCGGCCAUGGCUCCGCUCAAGGCGGCAUCUACGGCUCCAAGGACAACGGCGCGUAUUCCGUCAUCGUCUCCGGCACGUACCGAGGUCUCGACAAGGAUGAGGGCGAUGUCAUCUGGUACUCUGGCUCGAACGCGGCUGCAAACUACGAUCCGGAGAACCUGCUUCCUGUCAACGACGCCACCAACGCGCUCAUCACCAGCAGCAAGAAGGGAACGCUUGUUCGUGUUUUCCGAAAGGCAAUCGACAGCAAGACGACCACCUCCGUCUGGGCUCCAACCGUUGGUAUCCGCUACGACGGCCUUUACCACGUCGAGAAGUACUUCGAGGACAUCAACGAGAACGGUGGUAAAUACUUGAAGUUCAAGCUUGUCCGCGCUCUCGUCAACGGCAAGGAACAGACCUCUCUCGAGGAACUCAAGAGAGUACCCAGCCGGGCUCAGUGGAACAAGUACGAACGCAUCAAGCGCUAUUUCUGA
This is a messenger RNA of Colletotrichum truncatum, 1140 nucleotides long. RefSeq names its product ydg sra domain-containing protein. NCBI's taxonomy places the organism in Eukaryota, Fungi, Ascomycota, Sordariomycetes, Glomerellales, Glomerellaceae. Gene Ontology annotation, biological process: protein ubiquitination; negative regulation of gene expression via chromosomal CpG island methylation. Gene Ontology annotation, molecular function: ubiquitin protein ligase activity. The record is from RefSeq and is a predicted model, not a curated record.